AUGCAAAAAGAUAUAUGGGAUUCAAGAAUUAGUAGCCCUAUAACUAGGAUAAAGCAUCCACAUAAACACAAUUUAUCUUAUUAUAGUAAAUGUAUGUUUGGUGGUGUAUUGUCAUGUGGUUUAACGCAUACAUUAAUUACCCCAUUAGACGUAACAAAAUGUAGAAUACAAAGUUAUCCAUCAGUAUAUAGGAAUUUGUUUCAAAGUGUAAAAAAAAUAGUAAGUGAAGAAAAGGUAAGAAGUUUAUCACUAGGUUGGUCCCCAACAUUUAUUGGAUAUUCAUUACAAGGAUUGUGUAAAUUUGGUUUUUAUGAAGUUUUUAAAGAUGUAUAUUCAAAUUAUCUAGGAGAAGAAAAUGCAUAUAAAUAUAAAGGAGUAACUUGGCUUCUUGCAUCAGCAUCAGCAGAGUUUGUGGCAGAUAUAUUUUUAUGUCCCUUUGAAAUGAUCAAAGUUAAAAUGCAAACAAGUAAAGUAAAUACAUUUCCCACUAAAUUAUUACCAUCAAUUAGUUUUAUGAUAAAAAAUAAAAAUGAAACAAAGUUUCCAUUUGGUAGUGUAACACCUUUGUGGUGUCGUCAAAUUCCAUAUACAAUGGCUAAAUUUUAUUUUUUUGAAAAAAUCGUUCAAUUAAUGUAUGACAAUGUAUUUACACAACCGAAAGACUCUUAUUCUAAGUCAACACAGCUAGGUAUAACUUUUGCUUCUGGUUAUUUAUCAGGUAUUAUAUGUGCUUUGGUUUCACAUCCAGCAGAUAAUAUGAUAUCGCAAUUGGGAAAGAUAGAAAAUAAAAGUAAAAGUUUAUCAACUAUAAUAAAAGAAGUUGGAAUGUUUAAUUUAUUUACAAAAGGAAUUUGUACAAGAGUUUUAAUGAUAGGAACAUUAACAGGUUUACAAUGGUGGAUAUACGAUACAUUUAAAUCAGUUAUGGGAUUAGGUACAACAGGAACAGGAUCAGCUAUUAAAAAAUAA
Molecule: messenger RNA, 969 nt
Organism: Plasmodium gallinaceum
Lineage: Eukaryota; Apicomplexa; Aconoidasida; Haemosporida; Plasmodiidae
Product: mitochondrial phosphate carrier protein, putative
Exons: 1
Coding region: 1-969 (322 amino acids)
Biological process (GO): mitochondrial phosphate ion transmembrane transport
Cellular component (GO): mitochondrial inner membrane
Molecular function (GO): phosphate transmembrane transporter activity
Source: RefSeq, a predicted model, not a curated record